AUGCAUUUCAUGGACAGAUUGGAUGACGAAUCACUGCGUUCGUUGGACAGAUCUAUUGACACUGUAAUAACACUGGAUAUAGUCUCCCUACAAGUGGUGGCGGCUGUCACAUUCUUCAGCUCCGCCUGGAAGUAUCCGAAACUUGUCAGCGUAUUUGACACUCUGGAACGCGUCUACCUAGAACUCCAGCAUAAGACAUCAGAUGUCAAGCGAGCAGUUAAACUUUUGGGAAUCUACGCUGUUGCACUAAUGUUAGUCACUAUUUUUAACCGAAUUGUUCUUAUGAACCACAGCGGGACAAGUUUGGAACAAGAAGUUUUCUUUACAAUAUCCUUCGUCACCAUUGUACUGCUGUACUUCACCCAAGCCGCCCUGCUCGUCCACUUCACGCAUGUGACUCAAAGUAUCGCAAAGUCCUUUGAAAUGGUCAACGCCAAGAUUGAGAUGGAAGUCACAAGCCCUGCCAGUGUUGAUGGCACCCACACAAGAUGCAGUAUGCUUUCUAAAAUCAAGAAACUGAGAACACUGAUGAACACCUACUGGAUGCUAUGUGAUGCCGUACACCAGGCUAAUGUCUUCUACUGCGAUCAGCUGAUGGCCGUUACCUUCUCCUCAUUUCUCCACAUCACUGUCACGUCUUACUACUUUUUCCUGCUCCUCAAAACUGCUAAAAUACUCGUGAUAACUAAUGAGGGAGCUGGGAUCCUGCUUAACAUCUGCUACGUAAUUCUGUUGCUAAACUCAAGCACGGUCGUCACCAAUAAGGCUGAUGAGACAGGACAGACUAUCUGCAAGUUGAUCAAUAAGGACUUGAACCCGAAUCUGAGAAAACAGCUCGAAGGGUUUCUCCUGCAGUUGCCUCACCACAAUGCAAGAUUCUCUGCUCAUAGAUUUUUCCCGCUCAGCAACAAGACCCUCACAGCGAUGGCUGGAGCGGUGACAACUUACCUGGUGAUACUGAUCCAGUUCCAGACUGAACCAUCAUCCACCUAG
This is a messenger RNA of Homalodisca vitripennis (glassy-winged sharpshooter), 993 nucleotides long. RefSeq names its product gustatory receptor for sugar taste 43a-like. NCBI's taxonomy places the organism in Eukaryota, Metazoa, Arthropoda, Insecta, Hemiptera, Cicadellidae. The record is from RefSeq and is a predicted model, not a curated record. Gene Ontology annotation, cellular component: neuronal cell body; axon; dendrite. Gene Ontology annotation, biological process: sensory perception of taste. Bases 1 to 993 code for a protein of 330 amino acids. The transcript is spliced from 5 exons.